This is a messenger RNA of Hibiscus syriacus, 678 nucleotides long. RefSeq names its product aspartic proteinase-like protein 1. The record is from RefSeq and is a predicted model, not a curated record. Bases 1 to 588 code for a protein of 195 amino acids. The transcript has 5 exons. Lineage: Eukaryota; Viridiplantae; Streptophyta; Magnoliopsida; Malvales; Malvaceae.
AUGAGCAAGCCUGCCUUAUCUGACUGGGUUUACCAGGACCACCACCAGUGGUGGACUAAAGAAACCCGCAGAUGCUUGGUGUUGACAGAUGCUUUGGGUUUGGAACGGCAGCCACAAUUCCACCUCACCACCUAUAUUUUCGGUUUCCGAGCAUACUCUAGGCUGCUCCUAAAAUUUUAUCUUUUUGAAGGAAACGUAAAUUGUCUUGACAUUGUUGAGCAGGUAUUUACAGUAUUCUGUUUAACUGUUUUACGUGGAGAAGAUGAAUUUGGUGUUAUCGGACAAAACUUCAUGACAGGCCAUCACAUUGUUUUUGAUCGUGAAAAUAUGAAGUUGGGUUGGUCACGUUCCAACUGUCAAGACGUGAGUGACAAAUCAGGCAUACAUCUCGCACCACCUCCCAGUAGUGGAUCUCAGAUUCCAUUGCCGACAAAUGAGCAACAGCACAACAAUAAUACAGAAGCAGUUGUUCCAGCAGUCGCAGAAAGGGCUUCCACAAAGGCUUCUUGGGCUUCGCCACUGCAAAUUCCCACCCUGCUCUGCAUAUUCAGUCCAUUCCUACUGCUGCUGCUAAGGUUUUUACUUUAACCGUAACUCCAUAAUCAUUUCUCAUGUAAAUCCUAUCAAUUCUUGUCAGCUUUACCAAAUAAGGAACAUCGUACCAAUUUUUUUCUUUUA